Messenger RNA from Eimeria maxima, 1389 nucleotides. Its product is annotated as DNA-(apurinic or apyrimidinic site) lyase, putative. The record is from RefSeq and is a predicted model, not a curated record. Gene Ontology annotation, cellular component: nucleus. Gene Ontology annotation, molecular function: DNA-(apurinic or apyrimidinic site) endonuclease activity; phosphoric diester hydrolase activity; double-stranded DNA 3'-5' DNA exonuclease activity. Lineage: Eukaryota; Apicomplexa; Conoidasida; Eucoccidiorida; Eimeriidae. Gene Ontology annotation, biological process: base-excision repair. Bases 1 to 1389 code for a protein of 462 amino acids. The transcript has 8 exons.
AUGGGGCCCCUGCAAGCAUCUGUAGAUGCAUUGCUUCAAUUCAUAUUGGCGGAUAAGUUGAUCACCUGUCUAGAAAUUCCUUGCUCUAUUUGUGAUUUUGACCUUUUAAUAGUGGCUGUUGGGUACUCAGCCGCUUUUCCUCAUCCAAUGCUCCGUAGCCAGAGGCCAUUCCACUGGGGGAUCAGUUUCCUACGAGUUUCCAGCAACACAUCCAGUGUCUGCCUGCAAAUACCUUUUUCUACUCAUUUUGCCAGCUUUUCUAUUGUGAAUAAUGAUACGAUCAGUGCUCUUUGCCAUUGGGGGAAGCUGAUACAUUUCGAGGGACCAAGAUUCCCCUGCUCAGUUUGCAACGACGUAUCACGUGAUUCCAGUUGCGCUAGAAGCUACUCUUCAAAACUCAUCCCAGAAGACCCCUUUGAAUUGUACAAGGAGAAGAUUAGCCUGUUGCACAGGAGACAAGCCUCCUUGACUAACAUGUUUUCACAAACAAAGACAACACUUACUGCUGUUUCAUCAACCCCUGCCACGUCACUACCUUUUUCUGACAUGCAAGCGGCCUCAAAUCCCCGCGAAAUAGAGGAGGAAAUCAUUAUUGAUGACUCAAACACAGACAGCCCCACAGAGAAAGACGGGAAAACGAAUUCUAAGCGAAAGAGCAGUUUUAUGGCUUCACAUGUCAAAGUCGCGAAGAGAGCAUCCGCAAAGACGAAUGUUUUUCCUUACUUCUCCUCUGUCCCUUCUUCUUCCUCCCCGUCCACGUCUGAAUCGUUCCGCAGCUCUGUGUUGGAGUUUGGCCCCGUGAAGGCUCUUGACCCGAUUCCCGUAUCGUUUCUCACUUGGAAUAUCAACGGAUUGCUCCCUCGCAUUCGCGCCUCUCAGUGGACACAAUUUGCAGACUACGUAAAGGAGGCAAAGCCCGAUGUUAUCUGUUUGCAAGAGAUCCGCCUGCCUGCUUUCGGCCCUGCAGGAUGCCGGAAGAACGACGGGGAGCCGCGAGAUCGAGGAGCUGUUCGAGUAGAACUUGCAGCAGCAGCGUCAGCAGCGGAGAGGAAAGAAGUGCAGACGAUUGCCUGUGCCCUUCGUGAAGCUGUGAAAGCUCUGCCUGACUAUCGCAUCUUGAUGUCUCUAGCUGACUGGAAAUACAGCGGACAGUUUUUGCUCCUGAGGAAACACUUGCGGGUGGAGUCCAUUCGUUAUAAUCUGAACGAGGAGGACCCGAGUGUUCACCACACGGAGGGUCGGGUCAUAGUGGCUGAUUUUGGUCGUUUUUCUUUCCUGACAACAUACUCCCCGAACAAUGGAUGGGCAGAAGGCAGUUUCCAACGGAGGAGGAAGUGGGACGAGGCUCUCCUCAAGUUUGUGCAGCGCAGUAUUAUAUGCGAUGCUUAA